Messenger RNA from Fusarium falciforme, 1392 nucleotides. RefSeq lists its product as hypothetical. The transcript is spliced from 7 exons. The record is from RefSeq and is a predicted model, not a curated record. The coding region runs from base 1 to 1392 and encodes 463 amino acids. NCBI's taxonomy places the organism in Eukaryota, Fungi, Ascomycota, Sordariomycetes, Hypocreales, Nectriaceae.
AUGCAUCCUCCUGCAAAGCGGUCCGCAUCGAGAGAACCUUUGAUCGGCAUGAACUGGCUACGUCACGACCCCGGCAUCUCCGAAGGAGACAUGAAGACCCUCUUCUUCCAGGAUUAUGGAACAAGUCGCAUACUCAGUCUUUCUAAGCGAUCUGGAUUCGCUACAAGACAAAGAUCUUGGGCCCUAUCCAAUGAAUCUGAGUGGCAGUCUUGGCUUAAUGCGGGCCACCUCGAGGAUGGCGAUGGCGGCGAAAGCACCCUCAACAUCUUACUCUGCGGGCGUGUAGAACAGGAAUGCGACGAGCCCCUGACAGUGGCAUAUUUGCCGUUUCCGAAGCCUAUCUUUGAUCAAGUGAGGGCCGAGUUUCGGGUCCACGGGUCGAUUGCGCGAGUCAUCAACAGAAACGUACGGUGCAAGUUCAUGGACCUGCCGUUUCAAUAUGACCAAGACUCAGGAGAUGUUACUACCGUCUACAACUGCAGAACGGCAUCAACUUGGCCUCGUGAUAUGGCUCUGUCGGUUUCCUUCUCACCCAGAAACCUCACCACGUAUGCCGUCGUGUACGGGUGCGAUGACAAGGCCGCGGACUUUCUCAUAGAACAACUCACUGGAACUGACCACCCUGUCUUUCAUCCCAUGCUCCUGCCGACCCUGCUUGCGGACUUAGAAAGGGAGCGCCAUGUUAAGCUCUUGCGCAAAAAUUCCGACAAGAUGGGGCAACUGACGCUUGAUCUCACGGUAAACAAGGGUCAAGACAUCCCAAAGAGCCCUGAAUCCAGCUCCCAACUCGACGAUGAUGAGGAGGAGCCCAUUGAGCUGUGGCAAGACAUGAGCAAUUUGCAGAAUGGGUUCCAGAACUGGCAGCAGCAGAUGCGAAGGAUGGUGAUCCACCUUGGACGGUCAUCCAACGCCUUGGCUCCAGGCUCGACACACUACGAUUUGGAGAUUCAGAAGAAUUUGGAGAAACUAAGGGUUCCCAGUGUCCGGAUCCAAAAGAGGCUGGAGGAGCUAAUCAGCGAAUACGAUGAGCACAUUCGCGAUUGUGCUACCGUGACUGGGGGGUUAAAGCUGGCAAUGUCCAUGGACACCCGCAAAACAAACCAAGAAAUCGCCCACAGCAGCCUGCAGGUUUCCAGUCUAGCGCAGAAGGACGGCAGCUUGAUGAAGUCGAUAGCUAUUGUGACCAUGUUCUUCCUCCCCGCCACAUUCACCUCGGUCAAGACCUUCUUCUCGAUGGACUUUUUCGACUGGCCCAAGGCUACCAACGCCAUUGGUACCGGGUACAUAUGGGUGUACUUUGUUGUUGCGGCUGUUCUCACACUCAUCACUGUGGGUUUGUUCAAGUUUAGAGGGAGGAAGGAUGACAAGGUUAUGGCAGGGAGCAUGGUUUAG